Molecule: messenger RNA, 1644 nt
Organism: Thlaspi arvense
Lineage: Eukaryota; Viridiplantae; Streptophyta; Magnoliopsida; Brassicales; Brassicaceae
Source: the annotation of a GenBank genome assembly
UUUACUUUUUCUUCUGGCUAGCGACGAUUAUUUUUCAUUUUCAAUUUCUUGUCCUGAAGCCCUCAGAUAGAUUCGAUACCAAGGAAACGACCCAAAUCGGAGACCAAACCCCCAAAACGGAACCCUAAGUCAUCUUCUCCUUCCCCGAUGAGAUCACUACCCGAGCCAUCGGGAAGCUUCUUCCCUUCCAGGGAAGAGUUUGUGACACUCCUGACGGUGUUGCUUGUCGCUUGUGCAGUAGCUUUUGGCUGCAGUUUCCUCGCUAACCAUCUGGGCUCAAACCCUAAAUCUUUCUGCGACAGUAACUUAGAUUCCAUCGACUCUGAUUUAGAUUUAUGCGAACCCUGUCCAAUAAAUGGAGAAUGCUACCAAGGGAAGUUGCAAUGUAACCAUGGAUACAGAAAGCAAGGAAAUUUAUGCAUAGAAGAUGGAGAAAUCAAUGAAUCAACCAAGAAAUUGGUUGGGCAUUUCGAGAGAAAAGUUUGUGAGGCAUAUGCUCAUAAUGAAUGCUAUGGUACUGGAGAAACUUGGGUUUCAGAGAAUGAUGUUUGGAAAGAUUUACGUAUCAACGGUUUCGUUAAAAACUUAGACGAGGCUGCUUACAAUUUUGUGAAAGCAAAAGCUGGAGGAGCUGUAGCGGAUUUGCUAGAGAAAAGGACUAAUUCUAAUGGGAUCAAUGAGUUGAAGUGCCCUGAAUUGCUAAUGGCAAGUUACAAACCCAUGACUUGUCGCAUAAAUCAAUGGCUCUUGCAGCACAUCUUCAUCAUCUCGUCCUCAUGUGUAAUGCUUGUGGCCUUCGCAGUAUUGCGUAGGAAAAUUCAGCGGAAGCGACAAUUUUCAAAUAGAGUUGAAGAACUAUACGACCAGGUUUGUGACUUCCUGGAAGAGAAUGCAAUGACAUCAAAUUCUGCAGAGAAUAGUAAUAACUGCGAGCCUUGGGUUAUCGCAUCACGGUUACGUGAUCAUCUGCUUUUGCCUAGAGAAAGAAGAGAUCCUCUGUUAUGGAGUAUGGUCGAGAAGUUGAUACAGGAGGAUUCACGUAUAGAUCGAUAUCCGAAAAUUAUCAAAGGUGAACAGAAGGUUGUAUGGGAAUGGCAAGUUGAAGGCUCACUUAGUUUAUCAAAGUUGAAGAAGCGAGGACACAUGCAGAAGAAAUUUAGACAAGUUCAUUAUUCAAGAACCAUGCAAGAAAAUUACAACCGAGGAAUUGCUGAGACAAGUUCGUAGUACAUUUUACGAAAGAGGAAUUUAGAAACUUGUUGUGAUUACUCAGGGAAGCAUUGUCGAUUUUUUUUUUUUGUUGCUUCUGUUCAUGAUGAUGAUUGAAGUUGUAAUAGAUGAAGAAGAGUAGUGACUUAGGUUGUGUUGAAAGUGAAUACUUUGUGGGAGUCUUGUUUGGAUUUGUGAAUUUUACUGUAGCCACCAAUCUGAUUUCAUCGAGUCUUCUGUUGAAUUGAACUUGAAGCUCGUUAAAGAACUACACAGAAUGAGAGAGGUUUGAAUUAGAAUGCAGAAUAAUAUGAGCCAAAAGUUAUUUGCCUUGUUUUUUUUCCUUUUCAUGGAGAAAUUCUCAUAUGAUUAAUGUAUGAUUUGGUCCAAGAUUCUUUUUGUUUAUGGUCCACAUUAGAGUAAUAAAUUAUUCAG